Messenger RNA from Nilaparvata lugens (brown planthopper), 360 nucleotides. RefSeq names its product target of rapamycin complex subunit lst8-like. Lineage: Eukaryota; Metazoa; Arthropoda; Insecta; Hemiptera; Delphacidae. The record is from RefSeq and is a predicted model, not a curated record. The transcript has 2 exons. Gene Ontology annotation, cellular component: TORC2 complex; TORC1 complex. The coding region runs from base 1 to 360 and encodes 119 amino acids. Gene Ontology annotation, molecular function: protein binding. Gene Ontology annotation, biological process: TOR signaling; regulation of actin cytoskeleton organization.
AUGCCUGAUAAGCAGUUAUUGGCAGCAGCCGGACACCAACACAUUCGCAUGUAUGAUCUCAACUCUAACAAUCCGACCGCCAUUAUCAACUAUGAAAGCAUAUUGAAGAAUAUCACCUCUGUUGGGUUCCAGGAGGACGGCAAGUGGAUGUUCACAGGCGGCGAGGACUGUAGCGCUCGCAUCUGGGACCUGCGCUCUCGUAAUCUGCAAUGUCAGCGUCUGUUCCAGGUGAGCGCGCCUGUCAACUGCGUCUGUCUGCACCCCAACCAGGCGGAGGUCAUUGUCGGCGACCAGAGUGGAAUCAUACACGUGUGGGACCUCAAGACUGAUCACAACGAACAGCUGGUCUGUACUAACUAA